Messenger RNA from Sabethes cyaneus, 1188 nucleotides. It is a transcript of the gene Cda9, whose product is annotated as chitin deacetylase 7. The coding region runs from base 1 to 1188 and encodes 395 amino acids. Gene Ontology annotation, molecular function: hydrolase activity, acting on carbon-nitrogen (but not peptide) bonds. Gene Ontology annotation, biological process: carbohydrate metabolic process. NCBI's taxonomy places the organism in Eukaryota, Metazoa, Arthropoda, Insecta, Diptera, Culicidae. The transcript has 3 exons. The record is from RefSeq and is a predicted model, not a curated record.
AUGUCGAUAGAUACAUUCGUUUGUUUGUCGCUGCUGCUUGCAGUGGUUCUUCCAAGUGUAACCGUCCUAGGCGACACGGCUUUGCCAUGUGGUGCUGAUUGUAAACCGCCAAAUUGCCGUUGUUCGGGACUCACAAUUCCCGGUGGCCUUCAACCUAAUAACACACCCCAGUUUGUGUUGUUGACAUUCGACGAUGCUGUAACCGUGUUCAAUAUUCCGUACUAUCGGGAGGUGUUCAACAAACGAGUUAACAAGGAUUCCUGUCCUGUUUCUGGAACAUUUUUCGUUUCUCACGAAUAUACUGACUAUAGUUUAGUGAAUGAGUUAUACUCGGCAGGGCAUGAAAUUGCGCUUCACUCGGUGUCACACAACACCGAUACUAAGUACUGGCGUGAAGCAUCGGUGGAACUGUUGACCGAGGAGUUUGCCGGUGAACGGGAAAUGAUGGAGAAUUUUGCUAAAAUUCCAGUUGAUCAAAUCAAAGGCUUACGAAUGCCGUUCCUGCAAAUGGCCGGUAACAAUUCCUUUCAGAUGAUGAAGGAUAGUAACUUUACCUACGAUUGUUCGAUGCCAACCAGAAAAUUCGUGUCGCCUGGUUUGUGGCCAUACACACUUGAUUACCAAAGCACGCAGGACUGCGUAAUUGGUCCUUGCCCUUCAGAUAGUUACCCAGGUGUCUGGGUGAUUCCAAUGAUUACAUGGACCACCAAGGAUGGAUUUCCCUGUGCAAUGGUCGAUACAUGUUUGGGAAUGCCAAACACCACCGAUGAGCUGUUCGAGUACUUCAAAAAGAAUUUCGAGAAAUCUUAUCUAGGAAACAAAGCUCCACUUGGAUUCUACGUGCAUGCUGCUUGGUUCACGCUGAACGAAGUGCACUUUGAAGCUUACAGAAAAUUUGUGGAUUACCUUCAAUCGCUCAAUGAUGUAUUCUUGGUUGGUGCAUCUACUGUAAUAGAGUGGAUCAAGAAUCCUGUUCCUCUGUCACAGAUGAACGAUGACAAUUGGUCAAAAUGUCGUAAACCUGUUCAGCCAAAUUGCAAACCUGUUUCUUGUGAACUGUGUAAAAAAGAAGGCAACCAGUACGUAACCCGUUGGAUGAAACUGUGCGAUGCCAAGUGUCCCAGCUCGUACCCAUGGUUAGAGAAUUAUUUGGGUAUGCAGGAUUACGCGAAUAACUGUAAACAAUAG